ACAAUCGAAGAGCUCGAAUUCCUACUCGCCUGUCCUCUUCCUCAUCCAUCUUCGCAACAUUUCUCCUAUCGUCACUAUUCUGAGAGUCUAAGUCUCCUUAUCGGCGACAUGCUCACUCUCAAUACAUAUAUUCCGCUGCAUUCCACUGUGACAUUCCUCGCUGAUACUUGAUUCUGUCAUGGAUCUUGCACAACGCCUUGCUCCCUUCCAACUCGACGCAGCUCCUCCAGAUGAGGAGCUGCCCGACUACGAAGCUCAAACCCCACCUAUUUACGAUGGCGAAGAGUUCGAGACACCGAUAUUGAAUUACCAUCUUCGGCAGGUCAAUCGUAAGCUCCAGAUCCUCGUUCCCUUUGGCCCAAUUGCCAACACCUCAUACCACAUCAUUUCUCAUGCGUCCUUCCGCCUCUUCUCCAAAAAGCCAGAUAUGGAGAUAGUUCGACUUUCCCGAGGCCAGUAUAUACAGGAAAGCAUCGCUUCUGUACGAUUCAACAACGACGGACCUCUUCCAUGGCGGCCUCGUGCUAGUUUCACCCACACUGAUUCUGAAGGCACGAACACAUACUCAACGGAGUCUAAGAACUUUACAGACUGGACAGUCGAAAUAGGAGGGAUUACAUAUGUAUGGCGACUGGAGGUCAGGCCGGUGUCGCUCGUGCUGAGUGAGAAGAGCUCGAGCAUCGCCGUUGCUCGAUUUACCUAUUCCAUAUGCGGUACGCUGGCCAGGAAUGGCGCGGAAGUGGGCGAGUUGACGGUAUAUCGAGAUGGCUUGACAGAAGACCGAGAGGGAAUUGAGAAAAUCGUCUGUGGGCUUCUGGUCGCCCUCGUGCAUUUCAAGAGAAUGGGAAGACACUAUUGGAAUGACGCGUCAGUUCGGGCAGACUCGUUGUCGAGAGCACAUCUGCCUUCCCACUCGGUGUUUUCCGCAAGUAGCUCUACUCUUUGAGGUUCGUUGAACGAUGCUUUCGGCAGCGACUUGGUUCCUCGAUCGUGGAAAAGCUGUGUGCGGUUGCACCAUUCGAGGGUUGCACGAGAUUAGUUUGUUUUGUCUUAGCUUCCCACCGUUUUGCAGCUAGCUCAAACAGGCGUCUUGAUUUAGGAAUGUAAUAUGUAAUAGGCGUCCUGUGUGGAUUAAUGGAUGUUUUCGACCAACGCCAAUAAUAAUACAAGACUUGCUCG
Messenger RNA from Lindgomyces ingoldianus, 1179 nucleotides. RefSeq lists its product as uncharacterized. Lineage: Eukaryota; Fungi; Ascomycota; Dothideomycetes; Pleosporales; Lindgomycetaceae. The record is from RefSeq and is a predicted model, not a curated record. The transcript has a single exon. The coding region runs from base 179 to 946 and encodes 255 amino acids.